GGCGUUGCGGCCGGCGUGCCAGGGUGACCGGUAGCGCUGUGUUCGAGGUGGCUGGGCGGGCGGAAAGAGCAGGGAGGAGGCUGUGGUGCAGGAUGGCGGCAACAACCUACGAGCGGCUGAAGCUGCAUAUCACACCUGAAAAAUUUUAUGUGGAAGCUUGUGAUGAUGGAGCAGAUGAUGUACUUAUCAUCGACCGUGUGUCCACAGAAGUUACACUCUCAGUCAAGAAAGAUAUUCCUCCUUCAGCUGUCACAAGACCAAUAUUUGGUAUACUGGGCACAAUUCAUCUGGUGGCAGGUAAUUAUCUAAUUGUCAUUACCAAAAAGAAAAAAAUAGGUGAAUUUUUCAAUCAUGUAAUCUGGAAAGCAAUAGAUUUUGAUGUCCUUUCUUAUAAGAAGACAAUGUUGCACUUAACUGAUAUUCAGUUACAAGAUAACAAAACUUUCCUAGCAAUGAUAAACCACGUCUUGAGUGUGGAUGGGUUUUACUUUUCAACGACAUAUGAUUUGACCCAUACUUUGCAGCGGCUGUCUAACACUAGUCCAGAAUUCCAGGAAAUGAGUCUCUUGGAAAGGGCAGACCAGCGGUUUGUAUGGAAUGGUCAUCUUCUAAGAGAACUUUCUGCUCAGCCAGAGGUCCAUCGGUUUGCUCUUCCGGUAUUAUAUGGCUUUAUUACUAUGCACUCAUGUUCUAUUAAUGGAAAAUACUUUGAUUGGAUUCUCAUCUCAAGGAGGAGUUGUUUCAGAGCUGGUGUCCGCUAUUAUGUAAGAGGAAUUGAUUCUGAAGGCCAUGCAGCUAACUUUGUAGAAACAGAACAAAUUGUGCACUACAAUGGGAGCAGAGCUUCAUUUGUACAGACUCGAGGAUCAAUACCACUUUACUGGUCUCAAAGACCAAAUCUCAAGUACAAACCACUGCCACUGAUCAACAAAGUAGCAAAUCAUAUGGAUGGUUUCCAAAGGCAUUUUGAUUCACAAAUAAUUAUUUAUGGAAAACAAGUCAUAAUCAAUCUGGUUAAUCAGAAGGGCUCAGAGAAGCCACUUGAACAGGCGUUUGCAACAAUGGUGUCUUCCUUGGCAAAUGGAAUGAUCAGAUAUAUUGCCUUUGACUUCCAUAAAGAAUGUAAAAAUAUGAGAUGGGAUCGACUAAGUAUUUUAUUGGAUCAAGUAGCAGAAAUGCAAGAUGAAUUAAGUUAUUUUCUAGUGGACUCUGACGGCAAGGUGGUGACUAACCAGGAAGGCGUGUUCCGCAGCAAUUGCAUGGAUUGUCUGGACAGAACUAAUGUGAUCCAGAGUCUGUUAGCUCGUCGUUCGCUUCAGGCCCAGCUUCAGAGACUAGGAGUUUUGCAUGUGGGACAAAAGCUUGAAGAACAAGAUGAAUUUGAGAAGAUUUACAAAAACGCCUGGGCUGACAAUGCAAAUGCUUGUGCCAAACAGUAUGCGGGAACUGGUGCCUUGAAGACUGACUUUACCAGAACUGGGAAGAGAACUCAGUUGGGACUUAUAAUGGAUGGCUGGAACUCACUAAUACGGUAUUACAAGAACAACUUUUCUGAUGGAUUUAGACAAGAUUCCAUAGACUUAUUUCUUGGGAACUAUUCAGUGGAUGAAUUAGAAUCUCAUAGUCCUUUAAGUGUUCCAAGGGAUUUGAAAUUCCUGGCUUUGCCUAUUAUCAUGGUUGUCGCCUUUUCCAUGUGCAUUAUCUGUUUGCUUAUGGCUGGUGACACCUGGACAGAAACACUGGCAUAUGUGCUCUUCUGGGGAGUUGCAAGCAUUGGAACAUUUUUUAUUAUUCUUUACAAUGGCAAAGAUUUUGUUGAUGCUCCCAGAUUGGUCCAGAAAGAAAAGAUAGACUGAAUUUGUGUCUGUGGAAAGCGGCUUGGCUUGGAAGAUUCCAUUAUGCAGAACUGGAGUCUUUACUGACCCGCUUUCCACGUCAGCCCAAGGUCUUUUUAAAUCCUUUAUCCAAAAGCACAUCUUGCGCUUUGUGUGGGGGUGAUGACUUAGAAUUGAUCUGAUGUUACUGCCUUGAUGAUCUCUUUACUAUUGGGAUGGUUAUAUUUAUAAUUUGAAGCUAUUCUAUAAUUAAAAUGUAACCUCAAUUCAGUUCACGGAAUGGAAGGAAUCUAUUCAUUGUCAAUUUAAUCAGCUGUUGCAGAAUAAGUAAUAUAUUUUAAAGAAAUCUAGCUUCUUUCCUUAUUUAAAACAGUGAAAUUAUUUUUCUAGCUCAGUUUAUUGUCACUGUAGAAGCAGUUGCUGUUAGCAAGCAUACUUUUCCAUACAUCUUUGGACUUUUCUUUAGUUUAAUAAUAAGCUAACUACUCUGUUUAUAAAAUGUCUUUUACAUAUAUCAAGUAGUUGGACAAAAUAGUCUGUGACUACAUGGUAGGAAAGAGGAGACCAGGGUCUGGUGUUCCUUUGGAGCUUCAGUUGGGCUGCCUUAUGAGUUCAGUCAGCUUGAGCUGUGCAGUUUAAGUGUGAUGAAAAAGGUUCAGGUGUAUUUUACCUUUUUUAAAAGGUGUAAAUGAAAUCAAAGAAUGUGAAGUCUCUCUCUUAUGCUAGAGGUCCAAAGCCUCCUCCGUUUUCAGGAUUGCCCCAGUGUGGAAAAUACCCUUGGUUGGUCAGCUCCUUCCUUCUGGACCUUUCGGUUUCUUGGGGGUCUUUCAUGGAGACAUGCAGGCCUCUGAGCGGGUAUUGUGCUGAAUCCGAUGUUGCACUUGGAGGCAGUAGCUGCUUUUCUACGCACGGUAGUGUCGACGCUUUUCCCUCUUUAAGGGUUUUUGUUAGCUGUCAGUAAGUCUAAAAUUUAGUGCUUCCAGGUAAUUACAGCUCUCCAAAUCAAGGACCAACUUAAACUUUAAUUUAUGUGCAGAAAUAAAUCUGGAAAAUACACUCUAGAAGCUGUGCAUAGUUCUAAUUAUAAUUCAGACUGUAUAUUCAAAUUGUAAUUAUGAGGUUUAAAAAUUAGAAAAGUAUGUAAGGAAGUAUAAUUGCCACUAUUUUAAAAUAGUUCAAUUAAAUACUGCUACAAUAUUUGUGUUGUGCUUGAAAAUAUGUACAGUUUUUUCAAUGCUAAUACCUUUUCCUGUCCUUAAAUAUCUCUAAAGAGCACCUUGAUUUUAACAUUACCUUUUUUCCAACAUUAUCUUUUAUAAACAUUAAUAAGAGUUGUUGCUUUUAGAAACUCUAAAGGAAAUAAUAGCUGGAAAACCCUCUGUAGCUUAAAGUCAGUCAUUAAAACUCACAAUAGGGUAAGUAAUUAGAACUACCUACUCUUAACUUGUAAAUAAGCAUAAUUCGUUCCAAAGAGGAAAUAUCGAAACUUAGUUCAUGUCUACUGUAUUGUAUUACUCUGAUGCUACUGGGUAUUUCACAUUAAGAACUUAUUUCAACGACCACAACAAAGACCAAAUCUGAACUGCUGAUGUGGCUGUUUUUCAGUGAAUGGGCUAAUGUUGGUGUGUUAGAUCUUAAGGUAUCAAUAUUUCAGAACCCUGCAAUGAUUAUAUUUCUAAAUUCAUGUACUGUCCAUCCAUAAGUGAAAAUAAAAUGUCAUAUUCUUUUCUAACUAAUGUUGGUGUCAUUCCUAUACCUUGUCUUACAAAGGGAUGUUCUUUUUUAUAAAAAUCAUGCAAAGCAAUGUGUGGUCAUUAUAGACGAAUUAGACCAUAUAAGUAAGCAAGAAAAUGAGUAGCUUCUGAAAUUCUACUUUCCAGUUAUGGCCACUUGAAAAAUUGUGUUUAUCCUUAUAAUUAUUUUUCAGUUACAGACAUUCCAGGGGAAUAUUUAGUAAAGUAUAGUGUUCAUUAAAAGAUGUCCCCUGUAUUCCCACCUCCAAAUUGUAAUUUCUUUUUCAAAAUGAUAGAGGCUGUCAACCAAGAAGUGGGACAAUAUGCUUAUUAGAAAACGUCCUCCCAGGCCACAGGAAGGUGUCAGGGAGCACGAGGGAAAUGCUGAUGUAGACACUUCGGUGCCUAGGAGACCCUUGCACGUGUGUGUGUGGUGUGUGAAGGGGUGUUUUGGGGGGAAGUGGCUUAAACAAAGGUUUGGGGGUUUUUCCUCCAACUUGCCUAAGAGUCCUGAUGUCAGAAGUUUUCCUACUACAGAUAAAUUACGAUAAAUCUUUAAAGUAUUAUGUUCUUUGGCACAUGGACCUCUCCACCUUGGCAGUUUGGUUCACCAAAGCCAGCAAGAUGGAAGUCACAGUCUUUUUUAACCUAAUCUCAGAAGUGUCAUCCCAUCACUUGUGCCAUAUUCUAUGCAUUAGAAACAAGCCCCUAGGUCAGCUCUCUCGGGGAGGGGAUUACACAGGGCAUGAAUACCGGGAGGUGGGGCUCUCUGGAAGUCUGUUCCCACAGCCUGUAAGGAGAGAAAAAUCCAAAGUCUUGAUUCAGAGCUGGUGCUGGAGGGAAUCGGGUGUUUCCUGUGCUGUGCCUUUGAGGUCUUUUGCCUGUUUCUGUUAGAUUGCUUGUCCUUAAAGAUUUCUGAAAUUCUUUAUAUUCUGGAGAGUAAUUCUUUGUUGCUUAUAUAUACUACAUAUAUCUUCUAGUUUGUGGCUUGUCUUUUCAUUUUCUUGUGGUUACUUUUGGUGAAAGAAGUGUAUAAUUUCAAUGGUGUUGAAUUUACCAAAAAUUUCCUACCAUCCCUUGUGCCUGGGUAAGACAACAUUGCUCAACUCCAAGGGACUUCUUUUCACAUAAUUUUGCUUUUUCACUUCAGGUCUUUUCUCCAUUCUAUAAAGUAAGGAAAUGGUCUGUGUCAAUCCAGGUAGAUCAGAUUAUGCUGCGGUAACAAAUGAUCCCCAAAUCUCAGUGGCUUUAAAAAAAAUGAAGACUUA
This is a messenger RNA of Physeter macrocephalus (sperm whale), 4836 nucleotides long. RefSeq names its product SAC1 like phosphatidylinositide phosphatase (gene SACM1L). Gene Ontology annotation, cellular component: endoplasmic reticulum. Gene Ontology annotation, biological process: phosphatidylinositol dephosphorylation. NCBI's taxonomy places the organism in Eukaryota, Metazoa, Chordata, Mammalia, Artiodactyla, Physeteridae. The record is from RefSeq and is a predicted model, not a curated record. The transcript has 20 exons. The coding region runs from base 93 to 1856 and encodes 587 amino acids. Gene Ontology annotation, molecular function: phosphatidylinositol-4-phosphate phosphatase activity.